Morus notabilis is the source of this 1789-nucleotide messenger RNA. RefSeq names its product phosphatidylinositol-glycan biosynthesis class X protein. Gene Ontology annotation, biological process: GPI anchor biosynthetic process. Gene Ontology annotation, cellular component: endoplasmic reticulum membrane. Lineage: Eukaryota; Viridiplantae; Streptophyta; Magnoliopsida; Rosales; Moraceae. The coding region runs from base 294 to 1247 and encodes 317 amino acids. The transcript has 5 exons. The record is from RefSeq and is a predicted model, not a curated record.
CCGACUUCAAAUCCUUUGGAAAAAAAAAAGAACUACUGCAAAUCGAGGGAGGAGAGAGAAAGAGCCGCCACCGUCGCCGCGCGAGCUCAACCUUGUCGGGAGACCGUCCGUCGCGAGCCCAGCAGUCGUCGAUCUUUUAGGUUGUCGCCGCCCAAAUUCCUCCGUGGAAAACCUGAAUAUUCGUCGCCCAGAUCUCUCCGAGCCUCCCGCCGGUUCAAUACCAGACCGUCGCCGCCUCCCAUCCACACAAUAUCCUCCCAAGGCUGCUACGCACUUGCACAAUUACCUCGUAUAUGGAAAACCAGGGACAAGUUAACUUGUGCAUUUGCUUGUUCGUUGGGAUUUCUCUGAUGGGCUUCUCUGUUUUUGGAUUCUGCAUAGAUUCCUCAUCAUUUCCAAGCAAGGGUGGAACAAGUGAACAAAAUCUUGAUCUGGAGAACUCAAAGAGCGGCUCCUUUGGUUAUUCGACGUAUAUUAUGCAAUCCUACUUUGAAAAAUAUGAAUGCCUGGAUGAUUCACGUUAUAAAGAUUUUGUGGCACAAGAACUUCCCCUUGGCUUGUGUGAUGCUCCCGCAGAUAAUCUGAAUCUUGCGCCAGGGCUGUCAGUUUUAGAGCGCAAACUGAUUGGUGAAGGUUCUCAUCGUCAUCUCUCCUCGUCUAUUAGAAUUAGCAUCCAACCUAGGUCCAUAUAUGAGCUGUCUCAUUGCAAUUGUGGGGUCAUACUUAUUGAGAGGCUGCCUUGUGGAGUCUUCGCUGACCCAUUCGAGCUUCAGCAUCUCCUUCACCGUGGUGUUUUAAAUGAUAUUGCUGUAUUUGGAGAUACAAAUUUGGAAUCACCCUCUUUCCUUUCAAACCGUUCUGCUGUUGAGGUUCACAUGGACGUUGGUUGCAAUUUUUUAAGGCAAAAGACCGAGAUUGACAUCAAGUUAGAUAUUCCACUACAUGCAAGAUACCAGCCUCUAAAUGAAACCGGCUAUUCAGAAGUCAGAUUUGGCGCAUCUGAUUUAUUCCUGCGCUGCAGUGUCGCAAGAAAGUUGCAUAAUCAGAGCUGCUUGUAUAUGAUAGAAAAUGAUGGUGAAUUGCAUUAUGGCAUCAUUGUCUGGAAAAUACCUUCCGGGAAAAAGGCACACGCUGGAGUUGUAUAUGUUUUUACUUUUAUUUCAGCCUCUUUUGCGGUUCUUCUAAUUGUUUUGACAUCCAUAUGCCAUUCAAACAUCAGCAGGUGCAAAAGUUUGAAACAAUCUUAAGCUAUCAAACAGUUUUCCACUUGCUUGACUAGUUUGCUUGUGAUGUGUGUAAGAAUCAAGUGUUCCUUGGUUGGAAAAAAAAAAGCACUUAGUGCCCUUAAUGAUGGAGGAUUCAAUCCUAGCUCGGGAUGAAUGUUGGCGGCAUGCUAAACACGGAAGUAGGAUGAGCAUGAUGUUUUCAGUGGCGGACGUCGAGUAAAGCCUUGAGAACCUGCCCUUGGAAGAGGACGAUAGCUGGAAAUGGCUGCUAAUCAUAAGAGCAUCACUAGUCUUACUCUAGCCGUUGAUGCAUUGCUAGGCAGAGAUAGCCAAUCCCACUCUCUCAACUGUUGCAAUGUCCUUCCUGGCAUUGUAGGUAUUGCAUAUUAAAAAAAAAACAAAAAAAACAAAAAACAAAAAACAAAAAAAACAAUGAAAAUUGGAAGUAGGAGUUUAUAAAUGCCGUCCACUGAAUCCUACAAAAGCACUUGGAAGCAACACACCUAUAUUUUCCUGUUGGGAUAUUUAUAUAUUUAUACCAUGUGUUUUAGGUUUAUUCAAAA